This is a messenger RNA of Saccostrea cuccullata (small rock oyster), 3051 nucleotides long. RefSeq lists its product as uncharacterized. The record is from RefSeq and is a predicted model, not a curated record. Lineage: Eukaryota; Metazoa; Mollusca; Bivalvia; Ostreida; Ostreidae. The coding region runs from base 6 to 2738 and encodes 910 amino acids. The transcript is spliced from 5 exons.
UACCAAUGCAGAUUAUACUACGGGGAGAUAAAUCAGUGACGAAAUUCAUUGAGAAUUUAAUGAAAGGGAAGACAACCAUGUACCACGCCUCUGGGAUGAUAAUAGGGUGUGCUGGUAGUUGGAAAACAACAUUGUUAGAGAGACUGAAGGGCAUUGACGUGGAAGAAAUAAAGAAAAAUAUCAUUUCAACCAGGGGAGUGGAUAUCCACACUGAUUUGUUUAAUGUGACAGAAAGCAUCCAAGCAAACUCUUCACGCCAACAGCAACACUUUAAACUUAGACUUGAUAAAAAAGAUAUGAAGCAGAGUGUUCCUUAUUACCAUGUAGAAAAUGCAGCUGAUGAUAAGGAAACGCAGAAGAAGAUGAAACCAGAAGAUAAUGAGGGCAACGUGGGCAAUACGACAGAAGCAUCAAGCAGUGGACAGAUAUCACAUGAUAAUAUUGACAUUAAAACCACCCCAUCCCAUGAACCACAGGGGGCCACAUCACCAGAAAAUGUAGCAGAAGUUAUGAAGGAAAGAAAAGAUAUUCUUCAUAGUCGAGAAUUUUCUGGAAAUUUACAGAUAGGUGCAGAAGAUAUUUCAGAAAAUCCAGAUAAAAGAAUCACCAUGACUGACUUUGCAGGACAGUGUUCAUAUUAUGCCUCACACCAGAUUUUUUUGAGUCCAGGAGCGUUCUUCAUUCUUGUGCUGAAUAUGGAGAAGAAUUUUGAUGAUAAGGUUGGAGAAGAAGUGUGUUGUCAGGAAGGCUCCGUUUACGGGGGAUGGACACACAGAGAUUAUCUAGAAUUCUGGAUGAAGUCCAUUCAUCAAUAUGGCAGUGAUAAGGCUCCUGUCAUCUUGGUUGGUACACAUAGUGAGAACAAAACAGAAAAGGAAAAAGAAUUGUUUUUCCGAGAAGUAUGGAAGACUCUUGACAGGAAGAAGAAGUCUUUGCAAAAACAUAUUGAUGUGAAACGGCGAUUUGCGGUCGAAUUCCAUGACAAUGAAAGCAUUGAAAAACUUAAGCUGUCCAUUGCUGAUGUCGUGUGCAAGAUUGCUCACUGGGGUGAAGAGCUUCCACAGUCAUGGGCUAUGUUUGAAACAUUCCUUCAGGAAAAGAAAUUUCCCAAGAUUUUGAGUAGGAGUGAACUUGAGAUGUUCAAUGAAAUAUUGCCAGAGGGAAUAAAGCUCCAAAUUUCUGAUAUGAGUCCCAUGCUGCAGUUCUUCGAUGACAUUAGAGAAAUUAUACACUUCAAUCACCAGUUCCUAAAUGAAGUUAUCGUCCUCGAUGUUCAGUGGUUUGCAGAUGCAUUUAGAAAUGUCAUAACAGAUAAAAACCAUGCACAAGAAGAUUUAUUUGAAUUUGCCUCAGAAUGGGACAAAUUCAAUGAAACUGGAGAGUUAGAUGAAGCACUACUCUCUGCCAUAUGGAGAAUGAACAACAAUGGUUACCUUGAGCACAAAGAGGAUAUCAUGAUGUACAUGGAGAAGUUAGGACUCUUAGCUAAAAUGAGCGACAAAACAUGGUAUGUCCCGUGUAUGAACAAGAUGCAAUUUCCAGUAGACUGCUUCUCAUCAUACCCUGCCUCCUCCAUCCUUUGCUACACGUUUGGUAUUCUUCCUGUGGAAAUUUUCCAUCGCCUUGUAGCAACAUGCAUGCAGAUUCCUUGGGAGAUUUUUUCAGAUGAAGAAAGAGGAUGCAUUUUCCAGAAAACAGCCAUUUUAGUGUUUCAUGACCAGCACCAUAAUAUUCUGCUUGGAAUGACUCAAACAGAAAUUCAGGUGCAAGUGUUUGUUGUGGAGGGAGAAGUUAAUGUUUCAACCUGUCACCAGAUUAGAGAAAACAUUGAGCGUAUAUUACACAACCUCUCCAACACGUUCCAGAAAAACUCAGAUUUCCAGGUUGAAUUCAAAUGCAAAUCUACUGGUUUUUGUGACAGUAAAGAAAGCGCAGUAAUAAGUGAGUCUAAGUUUUUCAAAGAAACUUUUCAGUGUCCAUCCUGUCCGGCAAACAAAAAGCACCGUAUCAUCUCAGAAGAAAUUAAAAAAUAUUGGGAACAGACAAACCAGAGUAAUCCUAGCACUUCCAAAGCUUCUGGACAAGAUCUAGAGGGUCGAUCCAGAUUUGCCAAACUUGGAAUGGCAACAAACGAUGUCUUAAAUCAGGCCUACAGAGAUAUUCUAGAAUCAGAAGUCCCUCCCUCUGAUAUUGAAAACAAGGUGAAUUCAUUAUCAAGCAAAGAAAGGAAGAAUUUAAAGUUGAAUCCAGAUCAAGAAGAUUUAUUGAAAAAAGCAAAAAAUACUCUAUAUAAGGAAUUCGAUAUUUCCUUUACAUACAAAAUCAUAAGAAACAUUUGUUUAACGAUCCCUAAACCAACAAAAGGAAAAUGGGGAGAAGAGCCAACAGCAGCUGAGGUGACAGUGGGUGAUGAUAUCGAAAGAAUUAGGUUAAUACGAAAUAGAUUGGCUGCACACGUGAGCUCAGCUUCUACCCCUCAAAAAGAAUUCAACGACACCUGGUUAAUGAUGUCAGAUAUCUGUCAAAGAUUGGAAGCCUUCACUGGAAAGAUAUACUUGGCUGAACUUAAUAAUAUUAAAAUACUGACCUUGAAAAGGGAAGACGAAGAAUCUAUUAUACAAAAGCUUAACAUGGAACAUCACAAAAUGUUAAAGACUCUCAUGUCAGAUAUGCAAGAAAUGAAGUUAGAUGUAAAAGAUAUUAAAAAAGCAGUUAUGAAGCCAGAGAACACAGGUUAAAUGAACAAUGCGUAAGACCUACAGUGAAAAUCUUCAGUAAAUACAUGUGUGCAACUUCAAUGCUUAUCUCAGCGAAUUUUUCAUUGACAUCAUUGAUAUUUUGCAAUAUACACCGAAGUAGGCAUGGGAAUUGGCCAUCCAAGAAUGCUGUUGAAAUUUAAAGAUAUAUGUGAGGUUUACGAAGCGUUGCCUUCUUUUUGCGGUAUGGGAAAUUCCUGGGUACAUAAAAAAAGAAAUAAAAAUUCUGGACAAUUUUGAGAUUUUCAGAAAGUGCUUGAAAAACUUUACCUAAAAUACAGAUUGUUUAUUCGUU